GGAACUGGAGGCACUUAUUCCCGCCACAGUCGACUGUUGUUGCGAGUUAGUAAGAUAUCUUGACAGCGAAUCUAGCUACGUAAUUAGCAAGCAGUGUCAGUUUAUUAUCAAACCUUGCAAGUUACCUAUCGAAAGACAACACACAUUAUGGACGACCUUUAUUUAGAGAACAUUGACGAAUUCGUCCAUGAUCACAACAAAGUCGUUACCUACAAAUGGCUGAGUCUCACCCUUGGAGUCCAUGUCAACCAGGCCAAGCAGAUGCUGUAUCACUACUUGGAUCAGAAGAGGAAGGAGAGCUCGGGGUCUCGACUCCAUGCUACUUAUCUUGUGUCUGGCAAAUGUGUUGAGAAUGGCAAUACGAGCCACAAGGUGGCAGUAGUGCGAGAGGAUCAGCUGGAAGAUGUAAAGUCAAAGAUGGAGUUGACUACCAGUGUACAUGUCUACAGCAUCCAGAAAGCAGCGCUGAAGGACAGCGGGCCACUCUACAGCACAGACUAUGAUGCCGUGAAAGAAAAUCUAAAGAACUGCAGCAAGUACAGUGCGAUACGCUGUGCCGCUGCAGUCCCCAUGUCCCCUACAGAGUUGCAAAGAGCUCGAGAGAUGGCACAAGCCCCGCCCCCGCCGGAAAAGGAAGCCAGCAAAGCGGUCGUCAAUGGUCAUGCUGCUCUGGUCCCUAAAGCAGCUUCAAAGCAAUCAAAAGGCAUUAUGGGAAUGUUUGCCAGCAAGAGCACUCCCAAAACUCAGGAGUGCAGCAAAGAAGUUAAAAUGGAAGUAGAAGAGGACACCUCUGUGGUAGAGACAUCAAACAGUAAGCCAGCCUCCAAGACAAAUGCUCUGAGUAACUUUUUUGGGAAACAAACAGCGAGUAAAGCAAAGUCCAACAGUGUGAAAUCAGAUAAAGUCAUAAAAGAGGAGGCUGGAGGCACUCAGACUUCCUCUGUGGCUGAAGAGAAGUCCUCGAGCUCAUCCCCCAAAGCUCAGGUCGACAUCAAGGAGGAAGAGCCCAAGAGCUCCGAAACUGAGGUGAAGAAAUCAAAAGAUAGGAGUAAAACGAAGAGGCUGAGCCCCUCGGAUAGCGAAGACGACGUAUGUGAGAGUCAGAAGAGGAAGAGACGGAGGAUAAAGAAGCCCCAGCCAGACAGCAGUGAUGACGAGGUGAUACCAGAGUCUCCACCAUCCCACAAUGUGGAGACCCCAGCAGCAAGUCCAGAAAAUCAAGUGAAGAAAGAGCCAGUUCCACACACUGAGGCAAGCAUGGAAAACCCGGGUGCCAAACGGAGGAAGAGAAGGAGAGUUCUUAAGUCUCGCACCUUCCUAGAUGAAGAAGGCUGCAUGGUGACGGAGAAAGUGUACGAGAGCGAGUCCUAUUCAGAGAGCGAGGAUGAUUUCAAGGUCAGCAAGCAUCGCCCUAAGGAGACUGGCCCUCUGAAGUCAUCAGCUGGGAAGAAGGAAGAGGAAAAGAAGAGCCAAAAGAAUGUGGCUGCCACCACCAACAAAGCAACCAAACAGGCUUCCAUUAUGGGAUUCUUCCAGAAGAAAUGAGACCCCUCCGUUGCCUGGUACCCUUUUCAUGUAGUACUAAACCACAGACAGCAAUGACACCAUUCAGAAAUUGUCUGUGGUAGAUGAACUGCAGUUGGUUAAUUGUAGAAGAACAAAAUGCAAGACCUCCCUCUUUCCCACAAAGGAGAUGACCACACAAUGGAGAAAAAUUCCUUUGAUGGCAUUUGAAAGGAUUCUGAUGUGUGAGCAAUCACAAUCACAAUUGUGAUCACAGCUCACCACAAUGAAAGUCCAUAAAUUUAUGUA
Megalops cyprinoides (Indo-Pacific tarpon) is the source of this 1812-nucleotide messenger RNA. It is a transcript of the gene pold3, whose product is annotated as polymerase (DNA-directed), delta 3, accessory subunit. The record is from RefSeq and is a predicted model, not a curated record. NCBI's taxonomy places the organism in Eukaryota, Metazoa, Chordata, Actinopteri, Elopiformes, Megalopidae. Gene Ontology annotation, cellular component: delta DNA polymerase complex; nucleus. The coding region runs from base 148 to 1545 and encodes 465 amino acids. The transcript has 12 exons. Gene Ontology annotation, biological process: DNA replication; nucleotide-excision repair, DNA gap filling; DNA synthesis involved in UV-damage excision repair. Gene Ontology annotation, molecular function: DNA-directed DNA polymerase activity.